Alternaria burnsii is the source of this 339-nucleotide messenger RNA. RefSeq lists its product as uncharacterized. The coding region runs from base 1 to 339 and encodes 112 amino acids. NCBI's taxonomy places the organism in Eukaryota, Fungi, Ascomycota, Dothideomycetes, Pleosporales, Pleosporaceae. The record is from RefSeq and is a predicted model, not a curated record. The transcript has a single exon.
AUGCGUGUCCACUCAGUAAGGGGCCUCUCAUCAACCCUUCCCUCCGCCCACGCAACCUUCAACCGAGAAUACCCUCGACGGCAUCCCACAAUGAUCACAAUCUCUUCUCGUUUGACCUACUCGCUCGAGAGAUUGCGGGAAAAUACUCGGCAUUCUGCUCGAUAUUCUGACACUGAUCUGACAGCUUUCCAUGCCAACACGGCCAUCCAAGAGCAACACUUUCGUCAUCCAGAGCGACAUGCCAGCAGUAGAACACUGCGCGAUUCCUAUGCGACUUCCCACGCGACCCCACAGAUACGGCCACUUGGUACCUUGCAGCGGAAAUGGAGUGAUGAUUGA